AUGGCUAAACAUUUGGGCAAGCUUUUGGUGAAAAAAGUGGCGAAUGUUGGGCCCAAAGUACCUGCUCGGACUAGGUUUGCUCCCUCGCCUACGGGGUUUCUCCAUCUGGGGUCUAUGAGGACGGCAAUUUACAACUAUUUGCUUGCGCGGUCGACGGGCGGCCAGUUUCUGCUUAGACUUGAAGACACAGACCAAAGAAGGCUAGUCAAAGGGGCCGAGGAUAAUAUUUAUCGGUCACUGGAAUGGGCAGGGAUCGAAUGGGACGAGGGGCCCUUGGUCGGUGGACCGUAUGGCCCGUAUCGUCAAUCAGAUCGGGCAGAGAUCUACAAGCAGUAUACUGCCCGGUUGCUCGAAUCUCGGCAAGCAUACCGAUGCUUUUGCUCAAAGGAACGAUUGAAUGAUCUGGCAGAGUCGGCACGGCAUAUGUACCCCCCAUCAACUGCUUCUUACGACCGGAAGUGCUCCCACAUUUCUAAAGAGGAGAGCGAUGAUCGAGCAGCUCGUGGAGAACCGUUUAUUGUGAGAUUCAAGAGUCCAGAAACUUUCGAACCAUUUGUGGAUUUACUGCACGGCGAGCUAACCAUCAACCCACAGAUUAACCAGGAGAACAUCCGGUACGACGACUUCACUUUGGUAAAAAGUGACGGGCUGCCCACUUAUCAUAUGGCCAACGUUGUUGAUGAUCAUCAGAUGAAGAUAUCGCAUGUUAUACGAGGUGAAGAAUGGCUCCCUUCCACCCCCAAACAUAUUGCAUUGUACAAAGCGCUGGGCUGGAACGAGCCCAGUUUCGUACACAUUCCAUUGCUCACAAGCUCUGGAGGCAAAAAGUUGAGUAAACGUCGAUCCGACCAGGGUAUUCUAGACUUUGCGACCGAAGUAUUGCCGGAGGCGUUUCUUAAUUUUGUUGCCCUGCUGGGCUGGUCACCAAUGCGCAAGAACAUCGGCAACAAAGUGUCUGAAGUCAUGACCAGAGAUCAAAUCAUCAAGCAGUUCUCCCUGGACCAUCUAACUAAAGGCAAUGUGCAAGUUGAUAUGAGCAAGCUUCACUAUUUUGACCAGGUCCAUUUCAAGGAGCAGCUCAAACUUCCCGCGAAGCGAGAGCAGCUUGUCCAAGGCUGUUGCAACGCCAUGAAAAAAGCCGAGUUCGACGUGUCUCAAGAAGAAACUGCAAGGAUGCUGGAUGUCCUAAGUAAACACGUUGUUGGCUUCCAAGACUUUGUUGACAAAGUAACAGUGUUACUUAGCGAACCAGCCCGGGACAGCAAACCCACUGUGCUCGAUAUCGAAAUAAUAAAGGCGGCGAUCGAGAAGCUUCAGCUCAGCUCUGCUCCAAUGGUGGACGCCAGCGAAGCUAAAGAGGUUCUGGCUCUGCCAUUUGAGAAAAAGCACAUUUUCCAAAGUCUUCGUUUAGGACUGCUCGGAUCAGUUGCCGGUAGCUCAAUUGCCGAGGCUCUACAAAUUCUACCCCGCAACACUUCGAUUAAACGUUUGGAAACCGCUAUAUGUACAUAA
Messenger RNA from Wickerhamiella sorbophila, 1512 nucleotides. RefSeq names its product Glutamate--tRNA ligase, mitochondrial. Gene Ontology annotation, molecular function: tRNA binding; zinc ion binding; glutamate-tRNA ligase activity. The coding region runs from base 1 to 1512 and encodes 503 amino acids. The record is from RefSeq and is a predicted model, not a curated record. The transcript has a single exon. Gene Ontology annotation, biological process: glutamyl-tRNA aminoacylation. NCBI's taxonomy places the organism in Eukaryota, Fungi, Ascomycota, Dipodascomycetes, Dipodascales, Trichomonascaceae.